Molecule: messenger RNA, 6567 nt
Organism: Brugia malayi
Lineage: Eukaryota; Metazoa; Nematoda; Chromadorea; Rhabditida; Onchocercidae
Product: Dedicator of cytokinesis family protein
Exons: 48
Coding region: 1-6567 (2188 amino acids)
Biological process (GO): positive regulation of GTPase activity; small GTPase-mediated signal transduction
Molecular function (GO): guanyl-nucleotide exchange factor activity
Source: RefSeq, a predicted model, not a curated record
AUGAAAAAUAAUACACCUCGCCAUGACGAUCGUCGCUCCAUGGUUUCUGUUUCCAGUACUGGCAGUAGUAGCUUGAUGGAGAUAGCAAGUCAACGAUCAGUUGGUGGUCAACUGCGGAAAUUCACUGCUGCAGUGGGGAAGCCAGGGCAGGCCCGAGAAGCCCGUGAAGCAGUACGAACAGCAAUGAGCACAAUGAACCCGACGGUUAUUUUUGCAUUAUUUAUUUGGCGCAAACGACCAUUAGCGGAACCAUUGGAUUAUGAGAAGUUUUUGGGUGAAAACAGUUCAAUAAUAGAAAAUCUUAGUCAGCGAGAGCUGUUACUGUUUCCGCGCGAUGACUUCACGGAGAUAUCAGUAUCUCCAUUGGAACGUACUGUGAUGCCAUCAUUAAGUGUGCGUGAGGUAACAGAUGCAAAAUGGUUACUUACGCAAGAAGCCCUUGCAUUUUAUACUGCUCCGCAUCGUGUCGAGUUAGAGGGUCGCUGUAGUUUGGAUAUUAUUCGAGAAGGAUUCUUGUUCCUUGUUCCAGAAACUAGUCUUUUGGAUAAUUUCAAGAGCAUGAAGAAACGUUACUGUGUGCUGAGAAAAGAUGAAGAUGGAAAAGUUCUACUAGAAAUGCGCAAAUCACAAUUUGCAGCAUUAACACAUCCACCAAUGAUUGUGCAACAAGCGGCUUUGUCGACUAGUAAAAAGGGCAGAAAUGUUCUUGAAGUGAGUGGAUCUGGUGCAGAAAGGCGUUCAUGGGUUUUGGCAGCAGAUUCUGAUAGCGAUUUACCUCGAUGGUUAAUUGAAAUUGAUCGUGCUUUGGCUGGCGACUGCAAAGAUGGGACGGCUUCAACGAGUACUAACUUAGAACAAGAAUCAUCAGGCAUGGAAACAACAAGAAUGAGUGAGGAACAGAUCUCUAUAGUAAACAACGACCCUAGUGAGCUAUUUGGGACUUGUUUUUGGGCUGGACGUAACGCUGCCUCAAAAGCCUUGCAACCGCCUGUUGUUAAAAGACGUUCACUUUUCGCACUGUAUCCUGAUCUUGAUCGAUUAUCAAUGCCAAAAAGUGAAGCGGGUUGUUUGUUGGCGAAUGUUGUUGCGAAUGAGGUAACAAGGUCUCCGGAAAAUAAGGCUGUUGUUCGGUUUAUUGUUGAGUUCCAGAAUUUGAAUAUUAUGUUACCUGUUUCAAGUACAAAUGUGCAACAGAUUGAACCUUUCUUUCUACGCAUGUUUCUAUACGAUUGUCGAGCUGGUCAGCGAUUGUCCGAGGAGUUUCGAAUUGAUCCGAACAGCGACGGAUUAAUUGCAUCGUUAAAAAUUGGUGGCAGAGAUGGAGUUGGCAAGAGUUCAGUUGAUAAAAGCACGUUGGAAGAAGAUGGUGUUACUACUUUGUCCCAGCGAAUACUUGCCGAUAAAAACGUUCGAAAGAUUUUAUAUUCAGUUGCUAAACCUCAUCGUGAUAUUUACUUGGUUAUUCGUGUUGAUCGACUGCUUUCGGUUGAUACAUCGGCAGAAAUGUAUAUGAAAACAACAAGUGAUUUAAAAGGUGUUGCAAAGCUGCAAAAAGUAAUUCAGCAAGCUUGUUCGAGAGCAACUCAGGACAAAAUGUGUUUUGCUUGGGCUGCAAGGCCUGUAUUUCAAGAAAUGUUGGGUUAUGGAACGAAAUCGCCAAAUGAAAUACAACUUUAUCGUUGUGAAGGAAAUAGACUAAGUGACGGCGAUUUGCAGAAAAUUCUCACUGACUUUGGACGAAUUGAAAAAUCCGGAAGAUUAACACAAUUACCGGCGGCAACGAUCAGUGUCAAUAUUGACUUUUCGCCAAAGGCACCUGAUUUAUCAAUGUGUAUAAAUUCGAGUUUUAUGCCUGUACGUCCGUGGAAUGUAACAUCAGAUAGCCUUGUACCAGCUUGCUUUGAAGCCCAGUGUUUCAAUGAUUUAAUUAGCGAACCACAUACAAGUCUUUUCAACUUACUCUAUGUAUAUCCAUUAACACUGAAGUAUGAUAGCCAGAAAGCGUUUAGUAAAGCACGUAAUAUCGUGUGUACUAUACGUUUCAUUUCUGUAACCAAAAAAGAAGGCAUAUCAAAAGUCAUUUACAACCGAUUUGCAUCACCUACACCAUUUGUACACAGCAUGCGUUGCUCAGUGCAAUACCACGAACAAAAUCCAGUCUUCAGUGAUGAGAUAAAGAUUCAACUUCCAGUUUCAUUAGAUACAGGCGAUCAUUUAUUAUUUUCAUUUAGUCAUGUGUCAGUUGCAAGUACCGUUUCAAACAAAUCACAGAACGAGAAUUCUGAUAGUCCUAUUGGAUAUGCUUGGUUACCUCUGUUAAAGAAAGACCGUUUGAUAAUCGAACGCGAUAAUCAGGAGUUUUCUUUAUCAGUGGCUACCGAUUUACCGCACGGUUAUAUAAGCUACCAAUCACUAGGAUUUGGAAAAGGGGCGAGUUAUUCCUUAUGUUACGAUAUUCAUACUGGACCAGAUAUCCGUUGGGUGGAUAAUGGCAAACAGUUAUUUCGUGUUCGCCUGCGGCUUGUUUCUUCAGCAUUUACAACCGAAAGAAAGUUGCAAGCAUUCUUUCAAAGUUGUCAGAGGUUUCAACGUGCGGGUCUCACUGGUGAUGUAUCGUCAAAAACUAAAUGGUUCAGUCUGCCAGGUUCAAUUUCACCAGUUAGCAAUACACCGUCGUCUCCUCCCUCAUUAGUGGUCACGCGUUCCUGUUCACCAUCUUUCGAAAAUCAUGGAUUAUCACAGGAAGAAAAUUUUUGGCAUUACGUAGUACGGAAAAUUGAGGAUCUGUUGGAAGUCGACAUUGAUCAAAUCAUACCAUUCCUGCCAAUAACUUUGAAUCGGUUAUUCACAUUGUUGACAUAUUCGUUUACCGAUGAUAUGGCUCUGAGCACUUUGGGUACGCUGAUUGGUAUUACUGAUAAAAUUGCCGCGGCAGGUCAAAAUCAUCUUUUGCGUACAUUUGUUAUUUAUUAUUUUCAAUCAGCAGCAGUAAGAAGCAAAUCAAGCUCUGACGAUGAAACUGUGCAUUCAGCCUUGUGCAAGCAUAUUACUUCACAUAUCAGCUAUAUUGAGACAGAUAAUGGUUCACUUGCCUUAGUAUUUCGGCAGCUUUGGUUCCUUUUGGUCGUUGUUGCAAAGAGUAUGGUAUUAUGGUUGCUUGAUAUCGGUUUGUAUAAGGUACCAAGAGAAAAUCGUUUUUCACGAGAAUUGCUGUUUAGAAUUGAACAGUUAAUUGAUAAGGUUGUUCUGCUUAUUACAGCAAAACAUCGAGAAAUUCCUCAGGAGUGUCAACUGGCAAAUUCAGCUGUAGCUUAUUUCUUAAGGUACUGUUUGAGUUUUCUGAAUCGGGGGUCAGUAUUUUCUUGGAUACAUCGCACCAUUGAAAGUAUGGAUGAAAGUUGCUCAAGGACUAUGCUUGAUUAUAAACUGGAAUUUCUGCAAAUAAUUAGCGGUCAUGAACACUGGAUACCACUAUGCUUACCGCUGAUAUGCGACGUUUCCGGAAAUAUUUUUAAGAGAAACAGUUCUUUAAGUACAGAUAGCAUAUUCACGAAUUCUAAUACCGGCAGUCUGUUUACCAAUUUAUUUACGAAAUUUUUUUCAUCUCCGAUAAACAGUGGAAGUGGAAAUGAUUACUUUUGCUAUAGUCGAUGUUCGGAGGAAUUCAUCAUGUCCACUUCAUAUUGCAGACACCACUUUCCAGUUGGUUUAUUGUAUCAGGAACUAGACGCAUCACUUCGUGAACCGCGUGAUUAUCGGCGAAGAGUGAUUGCACUAUUGAGGAACUUAUUUGCAAAACAUGCUAGUGAUAAACGUUAUAUGGAUACUAGUGCUCAAAGUUCUAUUGCUACACUGUAUUCUCCCUUGAUCGGUUUAGUGCUUGAUAAUGCGGCAGAAUUUGAAUCAUCUGCUAAAUCGGAUCCACAAAGCCUGUCACCUACCUGUCUUAGUACUACUGGUCGGUCGUUAUCCUUACCAUCACAUGGACUGCUAUCUAAAGUGGGGUGUUCCCUGAAAAGUGUUUCUUCGCAUCAAUCUUAUGCAGAAAAACUCAGUCCUCCUUCAUCUGUACCUUGUAUCGCUGGUUUAAUGGAAAAGUUGGAUCGAAGUGAAUCAAGAGAUUUGAUGUUGUGCACUCUUUAUUUAUUACAUUUCCUACCACGUAAAAUAUUGGCUGCAAUGAUAACUCGUUAUGAAUCGAAUGGUUCGUUGAAUAGUUUCAUCUGUUUAUUGCGUACUGUUCUCGACUUGUUCAGAUAUCACGGCAAAAAUUACACUAUGCAACGGACAUCCAAUAAAAUACGAGGCACACGAAAGACAAUAGUAAUUCUACCGCAUUCCGGCUCAUCCGCUGGAACAUUGGGAACUAAUUCGACAACACUAGAUAGUCACACAUCAAUAUCGGGUGAUUUCAGUUCUCUCGGAAUAGAUCCACUCUCAGCAAAACCAUGCAUUGAAACUGAUGUAGGGGGCGCAACUCCAUUUAGCGUACUGCAGGAAUCAAAUCUGACUCAAGAAAUAGCUUUGAUUGUUUUAGAAACUGUACAAGUUUUGGCCCAGCAUAUUUCGGCAAAAGCUGUACGACAUCACACCCUUGGUGCGCUUGCUGUCUUUGUUGGUUUGGUAAGUUUUCAACUUCGUAUUUUGACUGAUGUCGUGUUUCGCAUCCAACUUUUCCAAAGUGGUCCUCUGGACGGCUUGGCGCUAUUGAUCGAAUCACUUUUACUGCAGAUGAACAGUCGACUUCCGAAAAUUCAAAGUGCUGCUACUGCACUUUUACAUCUCAUUCUUAAAAAUGGUUACGACUUCACCUCGAAGACAGUGCGCUUUCCUAUGGCUAAUUUAAAUGCAACAAAAUCCCCGAAAAUAUUCGAUGUGCAGCGACUUGGUCGACCUGGUUCUCAGACUGGCGUCGCAUUAGCUAAACUACUUGGGAGGAAAGUUCCUCUUACCAAUAAAAGCCGUUUCGAACACGGGCUGGAAAUUUUGGAAAUGUUAGUGAAACCUCAGUCUGGAACCAGACCAACAUAUUUUGAGCGAGGAGUGGAAGAAUUAAUUCAACAAUUGCGAGGUGUCCUUUCGGCGACUGAUGCUCUUGCGAAAGCUGUUGACGACCCCAUUCGGUUGGCAGAUUUACAUGUACAGCUCGCUGAUAGCUAUCGAGGAUCGGCAGCGUUAAGAAGUGCUUGGUUUGAGACACUUGCUGAAACACACAUUCGUGAGCGUUGGUUUUCUGAAGCAGCUGUUUGUGAAGCUCAUGUCAUUGCUAUCAUUGGUCGGGAGCUUGCUAUCAAUGGAUGUGCGAAAAUUGACUGGGAUUUGCUGGCUUGUAUCAAUGAUACGAUAGCUAAGGAAGAAAUUGUAAAUGAUACAGAUUCAGAAAUUAUACAGCAAGCAGGAUUCAGUUUGGACACUUUCACCACAAAAGUAGAAAAAUUAGUUCAAACGUUAAUCAUGGCUGAACGAUAUGAAGCAGUGGGACCGGUUUGUCGUUUAGCAAUUCCAAUAUAUGAACAACAAAAAAAUUACCGAGCUUUGGUUGGUAUAUAUGCCGAAUUGCAACAAACAUUUGCCUUAGCUGAUCAAAUGAAAGUCAGUGGCAAACGACAUCUUGGAACGUAUUUUAAAGUACUUUUCUAUGGACCUAAACAUUUUGGGGUGCAACACGCUACUGAGUGGGUUUAUCGUGAAGUAGGUCAUACCUCGUUGGCAGAAGCCUGUGAGCGUAUGACGGAUGCAUGCCGUUGUAUUCUUGGCCAUAAUCGAGUACAAAUUAUUGCAGGAAGAGAAAUUGAUGAAACCAAAUUGGAUGAAUCGAUAGCUUAUGUACAAAUGAUGCAUGUUGAACCGUGCAUGAAUGGUUAUGACGUUAGCAGCUAUGAAGCUCAUACAAACAUGCGAGAUUUCUUUUAUGAAGUAUCGAUGAUUGAUGAAAAAGUGGCAGCCAAUGCACCCCAAGUCGCUCGACAAGCACUUAAACGUAUUUUUAUUACGGGUGAAAUAGAAGAUAGCUUCCCGAAUACACGACGCCGUUCACGCGUCGUGAAUCAGUCUGAAACAUCGUUAUCACCGUUAGAAUUAGCAUGUGAUAAAUUGAUUUUCAAAUCAAAACAAUUGCGACGAAUAUUAGACGCAGCUUCAGCCACUGGUGAGCCAAAAAGACGUCUGGAUGUCAAAGGAUUGCAAUUGUUGUUGCAGGGCGCUGUGCAACCUACUGUGAAUGUUGGUCCUCUUGCCUAUGCAGAAGCAUUUACUACACCAACGCAGAAAAUUCUUUAUGGCCGAAGUGGUAUUGAAAAAUUGGCUGAUGCGUUCAGAUCUCUUGUAUCGGUUUGUGCAGAAGCUUUAGAAGCAAAUGAAGCGGCCAUUGGUGAAGAUCAAGUUGAAUACCAUAACAUGCUGAAGAAUGCAUUUGCAGCAAUGAUGGAAAGGCUAAACGGCUAUUUUGGUGACAUCGUUUCCUUAGACGGUGAUAAAGUUGACAAGCCAUCUACAUCAUCUCCAGAUGAAAUCAGUUCGAGGAACUCCAUGCACAUUCUGGACUCCAUCGGCGGAAUUAGCAGUUGA